AUGGUGGACGGGAAGGCUGGAGAGGAGAAGCCUGAGAAGCUGCAGCAGACUGGAGCCGCCGGAGGACCUGAAGAAGGAGCAGAAAAACCCGUGAAAACUAAGACUGUUUCUUCCAGUAAUGGAGGGGGAAAUUCCAGUCGCAGCGCUGAGAAGCGAUCCGCUGAAGAAGCUGCAGACCUCCCAACAAAGCCUCCAAAGAUCUCCAAGUUUGGAUUUGCCACAGGUAGUCAGACAACAAAGAAAGCCUCAGCCAUAUCCAUCAAACUUGUCUCAAGUAAGCCUAAAGAAACCGUUCCAACUCUUGCUCCAAAAGCCCUUUCAGCAGUAGCAGCUUUUAAGGAAGAUGAGGAUAGUGAACCAGAGUAAAUGCCUCCAGAAGCAAAGAUGAGGAUGAAGACUACUGGAAGGGAUACACCAACAUCAGCAGGACCAAAUUCCUUCAAUAAAGGAAAACAUGGGUUUUCUGAUAACCAGAAGCUAUGGAAGUGAAAUAUAAAAUCUCAUCUUGGAAAUGUUCAUGACCAAGACAAUUAAAUGAUGUGUUUGGAA
Molecule: messenger RNA, 549 nt
Organism: Lagenorhynchus albirostris (white-beaked dolphin)
Lineage: Eukaryota; Metazoa; Chordata; Mammalia; Artiodactyla; Delphinidae
Product: PEST proteolytic signal-containing nuclear protein-like
Exons: 1
Coding region: 1-366 (121 amino acids)
Biological process (GO): proteasome-mediated ubiquitin-dependent protein catabolic process; protein ubiquitination
Cellular component (GO): nucleus
Source: RefSeq, a predicted model, not a curated record